AAGAGGGGCACUGGACUCAUGACACACUCACAGAGGAGUUCACAGCUGACUUGCACCUUCCGUUUCUCUUGGAUGUACUCGAAUUGUUUUCUGAGGACAUUUAGUCAUAUUGUGCGUUGGGUUUAAAAGGGAAAGACAGGAACCCCUUGCAGGACGCUUACUUAUUCUUUCUUUCCAAAGAUUCGGUUCGAAGAUUCAGAAUCAAGUUUCUGCGUAAUCUGGAACGCAUCGCAUCAUAUAUGCUCAUUUUUACGAUUUAAAAAUACAGUGUUUUCGUCGCAAAGCCUCGUAGAAUAGGCGAAGCAAAAAUCAAGAACGUUUACUUUUUGUUUCUAUCUCGACACGGUCAAUGUGACGCAUUAUUUUGGUUUGUAGAAGACUGAAUCUGGACGCUUUCUGUGGCUGUAAAUUAUUCUGUACAUUGCAACAGGUCAGUCGAGAGUCACUGUCCAGAAUCCACCUGAAUCAAGAUGCUGGACGGAAUCAAAAUUGAAGAUCAGUUAAGAACAGGGCCAGCCUCUCUGGGGGUGAUGUUUGGUUCAGAUUGUGCUCAUCAGAAUGUGUGUGAAGGAUGCCAGAGACCCAUUUCUGAUCGAUUCCUCAUGAGGGUGAACGAGUCUUCAUGGCACGAGGAGUGUUUGCAGUGUGCGGUGUGUCAGCAGCCUCUCACCAUGAGCUGUUACUCCAGAGAUCGGAAACUUUACUGUAAACACGACUACCAACAGUUGUUUGCCACCAAAUGCAGCGGCUGUCUGGAGAAGAUCGCUCCCACAGAGUUUGUGAUGCGUGCGCUGGAGAGUGUGUACCAUCUGGGCUGUUUCUGCUGCUGUGUGUGUGAGCGGCAGCUGUGUAAAGGAGAUGAGUUUGUGUUGAAGGAGGGACAACUGCUGUGCAAGAACGACUACGAGAGAGAGAAAGACUUAUUGCAUUCUGUCAGUCCAGACAUGUCUGACUCAGAUAAAAGUGAGGAUGAAGACCUGGAUGUGAAGCCAGAUAAAGGAGCAGGAGGUCAGGGCAAAUGCAGUGAUGACAGCAAAGACCCCCGCAGACCCAAAAGACCUCGCACUAUUCUCACCACCCAGCAACGACGAGCAUUCAAAGCUUCCUUUGAAGUCUCCUCUAAACCCUGCCGAAAGGUCAGGGAGACACUGGCUGCUGAUACCGGUCUCAGUGUUAGAGUCGUCCAAGUUUGGUUUCAGAAUCAGCGAGCUAAGAUGAAGAAGUUGGCACGUCGACAGCAGCAACAACAAGAGCAGCAGAACACACAGAGACUCGGACAAGACAUGAUCUCCAACCGAAUGGAGAAUCUGAUGAACUCCUACACGCCGUUGGCUCCGCCUUCACACCAUCAGUUGAUCUCCAUGGAUACAAAUGGUUACAGCACAGACCCGUUUCAGCAGGGCCUCACUCCUCCACAGAUGCCUGGAGAUCACAUGAAUCCAUACGGAAAUGACUCGAUUUUCCACGACAUUGACAGCGACACGUCUCUGACCAGCUUGAGCGACUGCUUCAUGGCGGUGGCGGAAGCCGGCUCCCUUCAGCCUCGCAUCGGAAACCCCAUCGACCGCCUGUAUUCGAUGCAGAACUCAUACUUUGCCUCCUGAAACCGAGACUACACACCCACGAAAACUUCUGAGCGGCCAAGCCCAGGCCUGCAACGCCAGUGUCAUGUACACCAACCAACACACCUCCGCUAGAGUCCAACUAGAGACUCAAAGGACAAAAAAACAAAACCACUUGUGCUAAAAACGAAACCAGAACUUGGAUUAGUGCUGUAGGAGGUCUUGAGUCUCAAAGCUGUGCUAGCCAAAUGUAUGUGCCACAAUGAACAUGUUUUCAUCUAGGUUUCAGAAAAAAAAAAAAAGUGGAUAUAGACAUUUAAACAGUUUUUUUUAGUGCAGGCAAAGUACAUUAACAGCAGAACCAGACAAGUUUAGACACUCAAUAGUCCAACGGCCUCUCUUGAAAAAUGUUCAUUCCAAGGUGAAGAUUUUGUGUUGUGUGCAAACACUACAUGUUUUUUUCUAACUACAGAUGACAAAAAUAUCCAAUCAAAGGACAAAAUGGACAUGAAUGUGGAACUUUUUCAAAUGCUUCGGGGGGAAACAUACAGUCGAUGUCAAGCCGAAACAGCUGUGUGUUUAUAAAGACGACUAGCUAUUUAUUACGUACAUUUGCCAAGUAAACCUACAAAGCUUUAUUUAAAACAAAUUGUGUUAUAGUGAGUAUCAUAAGCAUCUUUAUGUGCGUCCCUGUAAAAAGAGAGUGUAGUAUUAUUACUGUAGAUGUUUAAAAAGCUGUGUAUGUUUAUUUCGCUGUGCUAUUUAUUUGUCAUUUGCAUUCUUGGACAUUGUAGAGGAUGCAGUUUUAUGGUCAAAUUUGCUAAAAUUACCAAAGUUUGU
This is a messenger RNA of Myxocyprinus asiaticus (Chinese sucker), 2402 nucleotides long. RefSeq names its product LIM/homeobox protein LMX-1.2-like. Gene Ontology annotation, molecular function: RNA polymerase II transcription regulatory region sequence-specific DNA binding; DNA-binding transcription factor activity, RNA polymerase II-specific. Gene Ontology annotation, biological process: regulation of transcription by RNA polymerase II; neuron differentiation. The record is from RefSeq and is a predicted model, not a curated record. The coding region runs from base 471 to 1604 and encodes 377 amino acids. Lineage: Eukaryota; Metazoa; Chordata; Actinopteri; Cypriniformes; Catostomidae. Gene Ontology annotation, cellular component: nucleus. The transcript is spliced from 8 exons.